CAAGAACUGGAGCCUAGCCGUGUUCUCCUGGAUGUACUACUGAUAAAAGCGCCAGUCAUUGUUUUUUUUAAAGAAUUUAUCAUCUCAAGCGGUCUGCUUGAAGAAGUGUAUGGUACAGUGGCUUAAAUAGACUAGCCAGUAAAUAACGAGCGACCAGUGGAGGGCAGUCAGGCGUAAAGUUAUAACACCAACUGACAGAGUUAACUUUUCUUGCCAGUCACUGACAGAGUUAACUUUUCUUGCGCCACCGGAUGAAGGCAUAAAAUGGUGCUGAGGCGAUUGGUCAGACAGUCGGUGAGACAGUCGGUGAGACAGUCGGUGAGACAGUCGGUGAGACAGUCGGUCAGGCAGUGGGUCAGACAGUGGGUGAACACCAGCGUGAGAGCAGCAUCCACAUGUGGUAAUGUUGUAGCAGACGGGGUGGAGGCCAAACCUUUUGAGGACGUGCCCGGCCCCAGGGGGAUCUACCAAAUCCCGUACAUCGGCACUCUAUUUCACUUCAAGCCAUUUUCCCAGUUCACGCCAACCACGAGCAACCAGUUUUUCCAUUCGCUGUUUCUCCGCUACGGUCCACUGGUCAAGCUGCGGAUUGGUCGAGUGUGUGUGGUGACCAGCGACCCUAAGGACAUAGAGACGGUCUACAGAAACGAGGGGCGUGUCCCCCUCCGACCCUCCGUCGACCUGCUCACUGUCUACGCCAAACGGAACGGCUACAAGGACAACCUCAGCAACCUGAAUGGGGAGGAGUGGAGCGCUCUGAGAACCCCCGCCAACAAGAGGUUGAUGAAAGCAGACUCGGCCGAACAUUACCUCCCUCAACACAACGUCAUCGCUGAUGAGCUUGUUGACGUCAUGAGCACCGAGUCUCUGGAGGGGCCGCAACUGGAGGAUUUGUUGUUCCGCUACUCUUCAGAAAGUAUAGGAGUUGUGGCCUUCAAUGCUAGGCUAGGCUUUAUGAACAGGGGGGCUGUCCAGGACCCGGAAGCCUUGGAGUUUCUAGAAGCUUCUAAAGAAUUGUUCCGGUGUCUUCACAAAGUUUUUGUUGGCGAGUCUGUCUUUCACGCGGUGUACAGGAAUAAAACAUACAGAGCUUUUGAACGGGCCUACAAUGUUAUCAAGAGACAAACGAAGCAACACAUCAAACAAGCCUACGCUAUCAACGAACAGAAAUCAAGGGAAGGAACCGCACCAAACGAUGAAUCAAACCUGUUGCUCUCCCUUGUCUCUGGGAAAGACGUGACCGAAGAAGACAUUUGUGCAAUCUUAGAGGCUCUCUACAGCUCUUCAACAGACGCGAUUGCCAGGAAUUUGUUGGUGUUCCUGUACAACCUAGCCAGCCACCCAGAGAAACAGAAAGUACUGAGGGAAGAAAUUCACAAUGUCGUGGGCCAAAAUAAAAUGAUCACAGCCGAGCACCUGAAAGAAAUGCAUUACCUGAAGGCCUGUCUGAAAGAAUCGUUUAGAAUCAACUACCCAACAUCGCUAGGAUCAAUGAGGGUUUUACCAACAGAUGUAGUGUUAAGUGGUUUUCGUAUACCUGCUGGGGUACCCAUCCUGUUCGGAAACCCCACCGCUUGCCGUCUAUAUUUCCAAGAUGCUGACAAGUUUCUUCCCGAGAGAUGGCUCAGAUCUCAAGAUGGCCGAACUCAACAGUCGAUACCCAACAUGGCUCUGCUGCCUUUUGGCCAUGGCCCCAGAAUGUGUAUUGGCCAGCGUUUUGCUCUACAGGAAUUACACUUGACUACAGCAAAGAUUCUACAGAAAUUGUCGAUUGACGUGACACCAGAGUCGAGAGGUGCCACAUUCCACUACAACAUUUCUCCAUUUCCCAACAAGCCAAUACGUUUCGUGUUUACACCAGACAACACCAGAGUGUAGCUCCUACAGUCUCCAUCCACAUCAAACAGUAAACUAAACGUUGCCAUGAGAACAUUUGAAUUGAUUGUA
This is a messenger RNA of Physella acuta, 1947 nucleotides long. RefSeq names its product putative cytochrome P450 12d1 proximal, mitochondrial. The record is from RefSeq and is a predicted model, not a curated record. Gene Ontology annotation, molecular function: oxidoreductase activity, acting on paired donors, with incorporation or reduction of molecular oxygen; monooxygenase activity; iron ion binding. NCBI's taxonomy places the organism in Eukaryota, Metazoa, Mollusca, Gastropoda, Physidae.